Molecule: messenger RNA, 494 nt
Organism: Arvicola amphibius (Eurasian water vole)
Lineage: Eukaryota; Metazoa; Chordata; Mammalia; Rodentia; Cricetidae
Gene: Crabp2
Product: cellular retinoic acid binding protein 2
Exons: 4
Coding region: 1-417 (138 amino acids)
Biological process (GO): fatty acid transport
Cellular component (GO): cytosol; nucleus
Molecular function (GO): fatty acid binding
Source: RefSeq, a predicted model, not a curated record
AUGCCUAACUUUUCUGGCAACUGGAAGAUCAUCCGAUCGGAAAACUUUGAGGAAUUACUCAAAGCUCUGGGGGUGAACGUCAUGCUGCGGAAGAUUGCCGUGGCUGCAGCAUCCAAGCCAACAGUAGAAAUCAAACAGGAGGGUGACUCUUUCUACAUCAAAACCUCCACCACUGUACGAACCACAGAGAUUAACUUCAAGAUUGGGGAGGAAUUCGAGGAGCAGACUGUGGAUGGGAGAGCCUGUAAGAGUUUGGUAAAAUGGGAGAGUGAAAACAAAAUGGUGUGUGACCAGAGACUUCUGAAGGGAGAGGGCCCCAAGACCUCCUGGACCAGAGAACUGACCAAUGAUGGAGAGCUGAUCCUGACCAUGACGGCAGAAGACGUUGUGUGCACCAGGGUCUAUGUCCGAGAGUGAGUGCCUAUCGUCCAAGAGCUGCCAGAAACUUCUUCCCCUCCCUCCACAGGUCGCUAAGCUCCCUCCCUUGUCUAUCU